AUGGUGCUCUCAUCAUCCACACCAUCAAUACCGACUCGACCCGAUCCCGACGCCCUACGCAGCAUCCAUCCCGACGAACGCGCCCGUCUCCUACGCCGCAAGAUCAUCUCGCUCGCCGGCUCCGUCUGCGUCGCCCUCUCCGCCGGCUCCAACUACGCCUUCAGCUCCUUCGCUCCCCAACUGCAAGAGUCCCUCCACCUAACUUCGACGCAGAUCAACCUCAUUGGUAUCGCUGGCAAUGCGGGCGUCUACCUCUCGUCUCCGCUCUGGGGACGCUACAUCGACAAGCGUGGACCGCACACCGCCUUGAUCAUCGCAGCCGUGCUGGUUCCCAUCGGAUACGCGGGGCUGUCGCUGUCGUACACGGGAGACUGGUCGCUGCACUCGACGGGGCUGCUGUUCUGUCUGAACCUGCUCACCGGGUUGGGUAACAGCGGUGGGUUCACGGCGGCGAUGAAUGCGCAGGCCAAAUCGUGGGGUGGGAGUCGGAGGGGGACGGCCACCGCGUUGGUGCUGUCAGGGUUCGGGUUGAGUGCGUUCUUCUACUCGACGCUGUCGCAUCUGUUGUUCCCGGGCAACACGGGAGACUACCUGCUGCUGUUGGCGUUCGGCAGUAUGACGAGCAUGUUGAUCGGAUUGGGUCUGAUCAAGAUCAUUCCACCGAUCGAGGAGGACGGCGAUCGUGGCAAUCCGGGCCGUACUGGAGAAGGGUACGUGCGCCGCCGAACAUCCUCGGAAAUCGGUGCUCAAGCAAGCCUCUGGCAUCGACCGCAGGUGGUGUCUGGCGAUGCGAACGAUGACGAAGCUGACGAGCCACACAUCGCACCACGGUCAGUCGCUGCAAGUUCCAGUAACGGCACGAAUGCGAACGACGAGGAAGCUGUCGCAGCCGAUGAAAUGGAUCCCGAAUCGCAGGGACUUCUCACCGGAAGGGACGAAUCGAAACGCGACCCGAAACGCGACAUCGACCCUUCGCAGAUCAACAUCUCCGGCCGAAAGCUGUUCGAACAGGUCGACUUCUACCUAAUCUUCCUCGUCAUGACCCUCGUCUCCGGCGCCGGUCUGCUGCUCAUCAACAACGUCGGAACCAUCACAAAGACGCUGUGGGACUACAAUCACCGAGACAACCCUGUGCUCGUCGCCGCCGACAACAGCGAUCUCCUCUCCCGAUCCCCUGCGAACAACGGCACGGUCGCAGCAACCGCAUUCGAAUCGUUCAAACUCAGUGCCAAAUCCAGCGUCCAGCAGCUGCAGGCGAAGCAAGUCUCGGUCAUUUCGCUGUGCAACUUUAGCGGGCGAAUCAUCAUCGGACUUCUGUCCGACUGGCUCGUCAACAAGACCGGGUCUGCUGCCAACCGGGUGUGGAUGUUGAUCGUGGUGACGACGCUGGCAUUCGCGAGUCAGGUGGUCGCCGCUUCCCCCGGGCUGAUCUCUACGGUGGACGACCUGUUCGCCGUAUCCGCGCUCACCGGUCUCGCGUACGGGACGCUGUUCGGCGUCUGCCCCACGCUCGUCUUCGAGUGGUUCGGCAUGCAGCAUUUCAGUCAGAACUACGGCUUCGUCAGCCUGUCCCCCGUGGUAGCCGGGAACGUGUUCAACCUGCUCUUUGGGCGGAUUUAUGAUGGACAUGUUCCGCAGGAUACGAGCGUGCUGACGGUGGUGAUGGAGGCGUUGAGGAAGGGCAAAGGCGGGAACGGGGGGGAUCAUCCGGCGAGCAGCCAUUUGUGUAUGGACGGCGAGGAGUGUUAUAGGCAGGUGUUUGUGGUGACGAGUGUCGGGUGUGCGGUGGCGGUGGUGUUGAGUUUGGUAUUGAUUGCGAGGCGGGCAAGGGAUGUGCCGCGGGUGGUGAGAUGGUGA
Messenger RNA from Pseudozyma hubeiensis SY62, 1857 nucleotides. RefSeq lists its product as hypothetical. Bases 1 to 1857 code for a protein of 618 amino acids. The transcript has a single exon. Gene Ontology annotation, cellular component: membrane. NCBI's taxonomy places the organism in Eukaryota, Fungi, Basidiomycota, Ustilaginomycetes, Ustilaginales, Ustilaginaceae. Gene Ontology annotation, biological process: transmembrane transport. The record is from RefSeq and is a predicted model, not a curated record. Gene Ontology annotation, molecular function: transmembrane transporter activity.